ACAGACAGUUGGAUUGUCACCAAGUGAUAUGCGAGGGCAGUGCUACGAUGGAGCCAGUAACAUGUCUGGAGCAAGAUCAGGGUGUAGUGCUGUUAUUCAACAGCAAGCUCCAAAGGCUGCCUAUUUCCACUGUGCUGCUCAUCGAUUGAAUCUUGCUGCAGUGUCUGCAUGUAAGAUCCAAGCAUUCAUGAAUGUUGAGGCAUACAUCGGAGAAAUUGCAAGGUUCUUCGCAUUCUCUCCCAAAGGCAAUGACUGUUUGAUAAGACAAUGGAUAAAUUCCUUCCAGAAGCCAAGGCCCGAAAGCUCAAAGACGCCUGUAGAACAAGGUGGGUUCAACAUAUUGAUUUGUACACAGUCUUUUUUGAGUUGUUACCGGCACUUCACACAUCUCUGCAAGCUAUGGUUUCUCCAGGACAACACAAAGACUUUGGUACUGAUUGGGACUGGGAUGGCAAUACAAUCACAAAGGCGAAUGGCUAUCUGUAUCAGCUUCAGUCGCCUUCUUUCUCAGUUUGCUUCAAGAUUCUCCUUGAAAUCUUGCAAUGUCUCAAAGGCCUCACAGUCAAGCUUCAAAUGCAAGCAUCUGAUGUCAUGUAUGCCUACAAGCAGGUUCAGUCAGUACGUUUAAUCCUACAGAAAAUGAGAGAGGACUGUGUCCAAGAAUUCAAAAAAAUCUUUGCCGAAAGUCUUAAGUUAGGACAAGAUCUCCAUGGUGAAGAUUUUGAGUUGACCAAAUUGCGCAUUGCAAGGCGACAGUCUCAUCGAAGCAACAUUGAAACAUGCAGUGCAGAGCAGUAUUAUUGUGUAACCAUGUACAAUGAGUUCCUAUCUCAUGUCAUAAGGGAGCUUGACAACAGAUUUUCUGGAAACCAGUACUUGGUUCACGGCUUGCUUCAUUUGGUUCCAAGUAGGGUUGCUUCUGAAUCUCAUGAUGACUUUCCAGAAACACUCAGUCAAGCUGCUGAUUAUUUCAAAGAUGACUUGCCUCAUCAUGACAUGCUUUCCAUUGAGUAUCGAAUGUGGGUCCGGAAAUGGAAGUGUUCAGAUGAAGUUCCACAAAGCUUGUUGAUACACUCAAGUCAUGUGAUGAGAUCCAGUUUCCUAACAUAUUCGUUUUGUUGAAGUUGACUUUAACGCUUCCAUUCACCACUUGCGAGUGUGAGAGAAGCUUUAGUCAACUCAAACUGAUUAAAACCUGCAGAAGAUCUACAAUGACAGAUGAUCGAUUAAAUGGAUUGGCAAUCAUGAAAAUAAACAGUGAUCGAUAUGAAAGAAUUCGGAAAUCUCCAGAAGCACUAAAUCUACGUGUGAACUCAUUUGCAUCAUUACAUCCUAGGAGAAUGAAGAUUGCUUUUGUUCUAGCUGAUCAAUAAUUUCACGUUUUUAACAUGUAAAAUCAUUUAAUUCCACUGUGUACAUUGUACUAAACAUUAUGUCUUAAUUAAUGUAUAUAAUAUUAUAUGUAUGGCAUAUAUAAAUAGCCUUAGCUGCUAUAACCC
This is a messenger RNA of Corticium candelabrum, 1499 nucleotides long. RefSeq names its product 52 kDa repressor of the inhibitor of the protein kinase-like. The record is from RefSeq and is a predicted model, not a curated record. Bases 268 to 1122 code for a protein of 284 amino acids. The transcript has a single exon. Lineage: Eukaryota; Metazoa; Porifera; Homoscleromorpha; Homosclerophorida; Plakinidae.